AUGUCUCGAGCUCGCGUUAAUGUGAUUAUGUACAGCUUAUACCACCAUGUCCAUAAGCUGGGCCUUGAAAUACACAAGGGUUUGGAAGCUGCUGGUGUGCAAUCAAAAAUGUACCAAGUCCCUGAAACGCUUUCUCCUGAAAUCUUGAAGCUUGUCAAGGCACCACCUAGACCUGAUAUUCCAAUCGCAACACUCGAGCAGCUAACUGAGGCCGAUGGUGUCAUGUUUGGCUUCCCUACACGCUAUGGUGGAAUGCCUGCUCAAAUGCGCGCCUUUAUUGAUGGAACAGGUGGUUUGUGGGCUAAGGGAGCAUUGCAUGGAAAGUUCGCUGGUACCUUUUUCUCCACUGGAUCUCAACACGGCGGUCAAGAAACUACAUCUUUGACUACGCUCCCUGUAUUCGCUCAUCAUGGCAUGAUUUAUGUGCCCUUUGGAUUCGCAAAUGCUCAUCUCUUUGAUAAUUCUGAAGUCAUUGGUGGUUCAGCCUAUGGUGCAGGCACUGUUGCAAAUGGUGAUGGAUCACGUCAGCCUUCGGUCAAGGAGUUGGAAAUUGCCAGACAACAGGGUGAAGAUUUUGGUCGCAUCGUUGAUACAUACGUCCGUGGCAAGAACAGCGGCAAGAACAAAUUGUAG
Molecule: messenger RNA, 633 nt
Organism: Lichtheimia ornata
Lineage: Eukaryota; Fungi; Mucoromycota; Mucoromycetes; Mucorales; Lichtheimiaceae
Product: NAD(P)H:quinone oxidoreductase, type IV
Exons: 5
Coding region: 1-633 (210 amino acids)
Molecular function (GO): NAD(P)H dehydrogenase (quinone) activity; FMN binding
Source: RefSeq, a predicted model, not a curated record